AUGGAGUCCGAUAUCUCGCGACACCGGUUGUGCAUCUUUUGCCAGGGUAUCAACUUGGAGGAUAUAAAGAGCUAUGACGGAUACUUCCACCAGCCGACCUGCCAUGCCUUGAUUAGCAGUGCGAAUACAUGUGAUCUCUGCCAGUUAAUCGUUGACCUCUUCAAACGAUGCAUCCACGAGCAGCGCCUAGCGACAAGUUCGAUUAGAAGCCUUUCUCAUGCCUGGCACCUUGGGCCCGUAAGGCUCUUUGCGGCCAGCCAUGAGCUUGACUUGAACCCAGGCCUUUUCCAGCGACAAAAACGGGGCCGCGUGAAAGAUAAGCUGCUAUCCAAAAGGGUUGCUGUGACGUUAGGCAUGGUCGGCACUGAGCUCAUCUACGGGCCAGAUUAUCCAACUUUGCUCAUGUUCGCCGAUCCAGGCUCGUUUGCAGAGUCCAUGGGAGUUGUUGGGCUCUCGACCUCGGAGCGGGGAAUUCAGGACGACCCGAUUUGCGAUUUCAACAUAUCGAGAAUUGUUAGCUGGGCCAAGAACUGCGAACAGCAUCACAGCGCCUGCAACGGGAACUUCCUCAGAUCCAGUGGCCGUACGGUGGCUCCAAGGCGCCUGAUAGAUGUCGGCUUGUCCGGGCAGCCUGAUGUUAGACUCGUAAGAACGGAUGACCAGCCACUGAAGUACGCGGCUCUCAGUUACUGUUGGGGAACAAACCAGACCGGCUAUAUUACUACUACUGAGACCAUCGGCCAAAUGAUGCAGGGCGUGUCUUUAGCACUUCUCUCUCAGACAAUCCAGGAUGCCGUCAUAGUAGUCCGUAGGCUCGGACUCCGGUAUCUUUGGGUAGAUGCGCUAUGCAUUGUUCAAGGUCAGAAUCAGAGUGCGGAUUGGAUGGAUGAGAUACAACGGAUGGGCCAUAUAUACAGCAACGCAUAUCUGACCAUCAGUGCAACCUUAGCCAGUGCGGCUUCCCAAGGAUUCCUUGCUCAUCGUAUCCGCUCCGGGGUCCCAAUCGGUUUCAAGGUUAGUAUGAACGGUCGAUGCGAGGGAAGGGCCUUCUUCAGAGGGUGUUCGGGGAUCGUCAGCUCGUUCCGGGAAGAAGUGGAGGACAGCCCCCUACUCAAGAGAGCACACUCGGAAGAUGACCAGGAGGACAACGAUGGAUGCAUGGAGGCUGCAGCUGUCAUACACUGUCUCAGAGGCUUUGGUGUAUCUCUGGGGCUGACCGGAAAGCAGAAGGACACAAUCCAGGGGCUUUUCUUCAGGGCAUGGGCCGACUUGAUACAAGAGUACUCUGCGUUGCAGCUGACACAUGAGAGUGACAGAUUGCCCGCUCUCGCAGGGAUUGCCGACAUUGCAAGCCGGGUCGUCCCUGGCCAGAUCUCUCUGGGAUAUGGGAAACCAAUCUCUCUGCAGGCCUUCUCUGGCACCCCGCAAAAUACCCGGCGAAACUCUCUGGCAAUGCCAGUGUCCCUUCUUGGUCAUGGGCUUCAGUGA
Molecule: messenger RNA, 1488 nt
Organism: Diaporthe citri
Lineage: Eukaryota; Fungi; Ascomycota; Sordariomycetes; Diaporthales; Diaporthaceae
Exons: 3
Coding region: 1-1488 (495 amino acids)
Source: RefSeq, a predicted model, not a curated record